This is a messenger RNA of Striga hermonthica, 489 nucleotides long. NCBI's taxonomy places the organism in Eukaryota, Viridiplantae, Streptophyta, Magnoliopsida, Lamiales, Orobanchaceae. The record is from the annotation of a GenBank genome assembly.
AUGUUUGUUCCAAUUGCUGCAAAUGAGAUUAUGAAGUUGAAUCCUGGCCAUUAUGUGGCCCUUCUCCUCACCACCACUCUCUACUCCUCGGCCGCUGGAGCCACCGCCACCGCCACCGCCGCGAAGAAUAACGCGAACGGUGUGAAUAAUGACAAGAAUGCCCCUCUAAGGGUAACCAGAAUCAAGCUUCUAAGGCCAACUGACACUCUUGCCCUUGGCCAUGUCUAUAGGCUUGUGACAUCCCAAGAUGUGAGGAAAGGGCUGAUGGCUAAAAAGCAGAAAAUGAAUGAAAAAAUGGCAACAGAGAAAACAAAUUCAGAGUUAGAGGCAGUAAAUAGUAAAAACCAUGAUCUGGAGAAGAAAAAGCAGGUGAAACAUGAAAGGCACAGGUCAAGAAGUAACACAGUACCAGUAAUAAAAUCAACAGCAAUGUCCAAAUCCAGGGCCUGGCAGCCAUCAUUAAGGAGUAUAUCAGAAUCUGGAAGCUGA